Messenger RNA from Vespa mandarinia (Asian giant hornet), 2978 nucleotides. RefSeq names its product inactive serine protease scarface (gene scaf). Gene Ontology annotation, molecular function: serine-type endopeptidase activity. Gene Ontology annotation, biological process: proteolysis. Lineage: Eukaryota; Metazoa; Arthropoda; Insecta; Hymenoptera; Vespidae. The record is from RefSeq and is a predicted model, not a curated record.
AAUAUAUGCAAAAUAUAGUUAUAGUAUUAGUAGGUAGGAUGUUUUAUUUUUGUAUUCAUAUAUGCGUGUAUAUAUAUAUAUGUAUGUAUACACGCAUGAGCGUGUCUGUUAUGUGGGAUGGAAUUUCUGUCCGCAUUCUUUUCUCACAUAUAGAGGUCAAAACACAUUUUACCGUUCGAUUUUGCAGCAGCUUUCCUCGAGAAAAAAAAAAGAAAAGAAAAAAAAUAAAUUUACUGACAUUAAUAAUACUAACAUAUAAACAUGGACACAUCACCUACAAUACCACCUCCGCAUUCCAUGUGACAUGAAUAUAUCAAAGUAACUCGAAGAAGUUACUCGAUAACCGGGGACAGACCUUGUUCGUUUUUUAAUUGACCUUGUCCAUGGAACCCAAAUUGGAUUCCUCGUGAGUCAUUGUAAAAGACACCGAUAAUUCGGAAUUCAUCCAAUGAUAUCAUCUGGAAUUCAUCAAGAGUGACAAAAAAAAGGAAAGAAAGAGAUGUUUCGGAACGAAUGAAUGAAAGAAAUUGGCAAAUUGAAAUCACACGAAGUCGGAUAGCCGCUGCGUCCUUAAAGGCCGAAGAUGCUCAAAAUGAGAACACCAUUAUGGAUACUUCUGAUUGCAUUAAUAUUAAAUGCAUAUACAAAUGGGCUUCCUUACAAUCAGAUUCCUGAAUAUUACACAUCACAACAAUCAUCUUGGUAUAAUAAUAAACAGGAUCAACAACAAGAUAAUAGCUUUUCUAAUGUCUCGCCACACAUUUUGCAAGAACAACAAGUCGGCGAAUUUGGCACGGGUUGGAAUCAAUUAAAUCCUUCACUUUAUAUUAGUCAAUCUGACUUAUAUUCUGGUUCAAUAUCUCAAAACACAGACGUAUCAGAUUUUAUUACACUUUCUCAAACAAACUUAAAGCAAGAAGAAAUAACCGAUGGUGGAUUAACUUUGUCUUGUAAGGGAGAUAAUAAAAUCUGCGUAAAUAAAGAUCUUUGCAUAGAUGGAUACGUUAAUUUCAUACAAAAAGAAUUAAUUCGUGAUAAGCAGCAGAUUCAACAAUGCAAUCUCAAAUAUGAAAUAUGUUGUAUUUUAAAAGAUUAUUUCGAACAAUCAUCAUCUGAUGUUGGUGACACAAGUAUUCCUUUCCUAGAGCAUAGUGAUUAUCUUGAUGUAAAUCCCAUAAUUAAUAAUCAAGAACAUAUUCGUCCAGAACAAGUAGAUCAACAAAAUCUUUUGAUCGAUUUAAGUCCAUCUCAGAAUGUAGAAUCAACAAUAAAAAAUGGUGUUAAACAGGUUGUAAUUCAACAACAAAUUACUGAUUUUAAUAAAGAUACAGAUAUAAGCUCAAGUACUGCAGUACCUCUACAAUCAUCAAUAAGUUCUAGCACUAAUUUAGAUCAUGUAUUUACUCAAGGUUCUGCUGAAGUACAGCCAUCAUCAAAUUUACCAAAUUCAAGAUUUACUGAUUUCCAAGUACCAUUACAAUUAGGAUGUGCAGCAGCUUUACUUUGUGUAGAAGAACAAUUUUGUACUAAAGAAGGAGUAAUUAGCACACAGCCUAUCACAUUUACAGAAAAGGAUAUUCUACAGCGUGUUCCAUUAAGUAGUUGUAAAAAUUCUGAGAAUGGAAUUAUUGGAAAAUGCUGUCGUGAUCCGAAUUAUGUAGAUCCAUGGCCGACGGGUAAUUUACCAGCAAAUUAUUCUGGUGGUUUUGAUGAACAAGGAUUUCCAACAUUUUUAAAUAUAGCAAAAGUACGACCACCAAAGAAACCAACUAGUGCCACAAAAACAGCAUCAACUAUUAAACCUUCAGUGAAACCAACUACAUCUAGCAAUGAACAAAUUUUUACUACUAAAUCAUCUAUUCCAACAUUAUCCACGUUAUCAAAUGAGAAUAAUUAUGAAGUUCCUGAUUCUUCUAUUCAUAUAACUAAACAAGACACUGGACCAUUCUAUACUCCACAAAAUCCAUUGAUAUCAAAUGAAACACCUUUUAUUGAACCAAGACCAUUCACAAGUAAUAUCUAUAAUACUGCAUCCAGCAAACAAAAUUCUGUAUUGGUUCCAUCUGGACAAAUACAGAAUAAAUGUGGAGUACGAAAUAAUGUUUUACAUACAGAAGAAUUAGAUAAGCCUGUAACAUCUUUUGGUGAAAUUCCAUGGCAAGCAAUGAUAUUAUCAAAUAAACAUCGCAGUAUAUUAUGUUCUGGAGUAAUAAUAACACCAAACAUUGUUUUAACAACAGCUUAUUGUGUAAAUGGAAUUACACCACAAGAAGUUUCAGUAAAGUCUGGAGAAUGGAAAUUAGGAUAUGAGCUUGAAUAUGAAGAACCACUUCCAUUCGAAAUAACAAAUGUAUCGUCUAUUGUUAUUCAUCCAAAUUAUGUACUGGGAUCUUCUUUGAAUGAUAUUGCAGUUCUCUAUUUAGAAAAUGCUAUAACAUACAACAGACAUGUAAAUCCAUUGUGUCUGUCAAAUUCAAUUGAAACUCAAACAUUAAAUAAAUGCAUUGUAACAGGAUGGGGCCAAGCAAUAAUUAAAGUACAUGCACUUGGUGCUAUUAUGAAUAGUCUUGAUCUUGACAUUUUAUCACCUGAUGUGUGUAUGCAACAUGCAUCUGGACAAAAAUAUAAUAUAAAUAUAGAAUAUGGUUCUAUAUGUGCAAAAUCACAUAAUAUAAAUCAUAAUAUGUGUCAAACUGAAAUUGGUGGACCAUUAGCUUGUCAAAGAGAAAACGGAAUCUACGAACUUGCUGGACUUUAUAGUCAGGAUAAUGGUUGCUCUCCUACGCAUCAAAUUGCAAUAUUUACACCUAUUGACAAUGAUUGGUUAAAGAAAAUGAUAUAUUAUAAUGAAAAAAAUAUAUCUUCUUCAACAUUUAAUACAAAAGACGACUUGUAUGACUAUAGGAAAAGCGAUCUUCCAUCCAAAAUAAAUCAAUAUUUACCACCAAUCUAGCAAGAAAGUAUACAAUUAUAAUAUA